CAGUUCUAGUUCUAGUUCUAGUUCUAUUUGUAUGCUUGUAUUUCUCCUGCUUUCGAUCAUUCUGGUCUCUGCUUCAACCGAUGAUGAGAAGAUUGAAAUUAUACCUAUUCCAACUUCAUCAGAGCCAGAGGUAAGAUCUGUUACUGAAAGCAACAAAUAACAUAUGCAAGCCCGAGGACGUAUCCAGAGAUGAGGUUUGGAGUCCAACUGAAGAUUGCAAUAUCUGUACGUUUUAUUGUGCAGGGAUAUGCGCGGGGAUGGGAAGUCAAGUGGUUAGAAAAGCUUGCACACCUCGUAGACAAGCAAAACAGAUUGUUUGUCAAUGUUGUUGUACAAAACCCCCAUUUCCUCCUCCACCUCCACCAACACCACCCUCCCCACCUCCUCCUACGCUUCCAUCGUUUGAGGAUCGGUGUCUUCAACAAGGGGGCAUACACAACGAUACAUCAAUGCCGGACGAAGAUUGCUCCGUUUGUAGAAACUGGUGUAAAGAAAGAUGUUUUGACGGUGAUGUAGUUGAGCAAGAUUGCAAAAUAGAUGAAACAUCUACUUUUUUCAGGCGCUGUGACUGUUGCUGCCGUCGUAACUCAAAACCCCCAUCUCCACCUACUCCCACACCCCCGUCACCACCAUCCCCAUCCCCACCUCCUCCCACUCCAUGGUUUCUCGAAAAGUGUGUUAAACAAGGGGACAAAUGCUAUACCGCUACAAGGCCCACCUCAGAAUGCGCCGCCGACUGUACAUACCGGUGUGAAAAAGAAAAAUGUCCAAAAGAAGACGGUUAUAUGGUUAAUGUAAACUGCGUAAAAAGAAGUGAAUCUAAUAACCUCAGGCACUGCGACUGUUGCUGUCGUAAUAAAUCAAAACCCCCACCUUCACCUAGUAGCCCUACCGUUGGUUGUCCUUCGGAAGCAAUAUGGACGAUACCAGGUGUGAAGCCAUGCAGUUACAGACUAGUAUCGCCGUCAUCAUCAUCAAUAUCAAUGUAGCAUGAACGGAAUGAUCGUUGAUGGCAAGGGAUUCGUUACGGUUGUUAAGACCAAGUUUGGAUUUGCUUUGUUUUAUGUUUUGAUUUGAACUCAUUUGAAUAACUGAAUUGGUUUUGCCAAUUCAAUGUCAAUCAUCUCUCUUCCUCUUCUUCUUUUCUCGGCACAUUUUUUUUGUCUAGAUGCAUAAUCAGCUGUCUUCUUGGUAGUUAGAACUUGAUAUUUGGUGAAUAUCUUCCCCAUUUAAAAUGUGGAGAUAUGAGAGGUAUUUAUAUUAUGAAAUAUUGCAAUGCAUUUACAAUUAUUGUUACAGACUC
Papaver somniferum (opium poppy) is the source of this 1303-nucleotide messenger RNA. Its product is annotated as spore coat protein SP85-like. The record is from RefSeq and is a predicted model, not a curated record. Lineage: Eukaryota; Viridiplantae; Streptophyta; Magnoliopsida; Ranunculales; Papaveraceae. The transcript has 2 exons. The coding region runs from base 258 to 989 and encodes 243 amino acids.